This is a messenger RNA of Sceloporus undulatus (fence lizard), 6029 nucleotides long. It is a transcript of the gene PRICKLE1, whose product is annotated as prickle planar cell polarity protein 1. Lineage: Eukaryota; Metazoa; Chordata; Lepidosauria; Squamata; Phrynosomatidae. The record is from RefSeq and is a predicted model, not a curated record. Gene Ontology annotation, molecular function: zinc ion binding. The coding region runs from base 290 to 2755 and encodes 821 amino acids. The transcript is spliced from 8 exons.
UUCAUUCAUCUCCUUCUUUGAGUGGAUUUGCUUCCAUUUCAUACAUCCUCCCUCCUUGCCUGCUCUUCUGAUGCUGGCAGGAUGGAAAAGAGAGGAAGGGCUUCCUGGUGAUUCCUUCCCUCCCCUUGUGUUUUAUUGCUUUUACUGCUGUGUUGGCUUCACUGUUAGGCAGUUUUGCUCCUAUAGAAGUGGCAGAUGGAGACUGCAACAAACCUGUGUAAUGAGUUCUUAAUUGAUGAACUGGAACUGAAUAACCUGACAGUCCCACACUGACUUGUGUCUUUUGGAAAUGGAGCCUAAAGUUGGCAACCUUACAUUUAGCUUUCAAAGAAGCUCAGCAUCAGACGAUGACUCUGGAUGUGCUUUAGAAGAAUAUGCAUGGGUCCCUCCAGGUCUUAGACCGGAACAGGUACAGCUGUACUUUGCUUGUCUGUCAGAGGAGAAGAUUCCUUAUGUUAACAGUCCAGGAGAGAAACACCGAAUUAAACAGCUUCUUUAUCAGCUACCACCCCAUGAUAAUGAGGUGAGAUAUUGCCAAUCUUUAAGUGAGGAAGAGAAGAAGGAGCUUCAGAUAUUUAGUUCACAAAGAAAGAAGGAAGCACUGGGACGAGGCACAGUCAAAUUACUUCCUAGAUCAGUAACACAUGCUCUUUGUGAACAGUGUGGUACAAAGAUAAGUGGAGGUGAAGUUGCAGUAUUUGCUUCAAGAGCUGGGCCUGGGAUUUGCUGGCAUCCAUCCUGUUUUGUGUGCUUUACAUGCAACGAACUUCUUGUUGACUUAAUCUAUUUCUACCAAGAUGGGAAAAUCCAUUGUGGUAGACACCAUGCUGAGCUACUCAAGCCACGCUGUUCUGCAUGUGAUGAGAUUAUUUUUGCUGAUGAGUGCACCGAAGCAGAAGGUCGCCAUUGGCACAUGAAACAUUUCUGUUGCCUUGAGUGCGAAACCAUACUUGGAGGGCAAAGAUACAUAAUGAAGGAUGGACGGCCAUUCUGCUGUGGAUGCUUUGAGUCCCUUUAUGCGGAAUAUUGUGAGACUUGUGGGGAACACAUAGGAGUUGAUCAUGCUCAGAUGACUUAUGAUGGACAGCACUGGCAUGCAACAGAAACUUGCUUUUCUUGCGCUCACUGCAAAGUUUCCCUACUCGGCUGCCCUUUCCUUCCCAAGCAAGGGCAGAUUUAUUGUUCCAAAUCCUGCAGUCUUGGAGAGGAUGUUCAUGCUUCAGACUCUUCUGACUCUGCCUUCCAGUCUGCUCGCUCAAGAGAUUCCAGAAGAAGCGUUCGCAUGGAGAAAAGCAGCCGGUCAGCUGAUCAGUGCCGGCAGUCUCUCCUCUUAUCCCCAGCACUGAACUACAAAUUCCCUGGUCUUUCCAGUACUGCUGAUGAUACACUUUCUCGGAAACUGGAUGAUUUAAGUUUGUCAAGGCAAGGAGGAAGUUUUGUUGAUGAAGAUGUCUGGAAAGGAAGGGGAGAGGAAAUGCCUGAUGAUCCAGAGGAGUGGGCUGAACAUGAAGACUACAUGACUCAGCUGCUUCUAAAAUUUGGUGAUAAAGGCCUCUUUCAGCAGCCUGUGGAAGUAGAUAUUAGAUCAAAUGAGCAGUGGAUCUGUGAAAGCAUGGUUAAGGGAAGAUCAGAAUUGGAAAAAAACAGUCAAAGCCUAGCAAGUAAAAAAUACCAGUCAGAUAUGUACUGGGCACAAUCCCAAGAUGGACUGGGGGAUUCUGCAUAUGGGAGCCACCCAGGACCUGGAAGCAGCAGGAAAAUCCAAGAGUUGGACAUGGAACAUGGUGCAACUAGGUACAAACAUGACCAAAAGCAAUGGUAUGAUGACUCACUAGAGUGUUUGUCAAACCUGAAACAACAAGAGCAAUGUGCUCGGGAUUCAAUGGAUUCCCUUGCUUUAUCUAAUAUCACAGGUGCUUCUGUUGAUGCAGAAGUCAAGCCAAGACCUUCUUUGUAUUCAUUACAAACUUAUCAGGAACUGGAGGCAGAGGACUGUGAGAAGAUGAGCAACAUGGGAACUCUGAAUUCCUCAAUGCUUCAUAGGAGCACAGAGUCCCUAAAAAGUUUGGGCUCUGAAUUAUGUCAAGGUGAGACAUUACCAGAAGAAAAAACGAUGCAUGUUCCAGUAUUAAGAAGAUCCAAAUCACAGAGUAGGCCUCAGCAGGUUAAGUUUUCAGAUGAUGUCAUUGAUAAUGGAAAUUAUGAGAAUCUUGACAUACGUCAGCCUCCCAUGAGUGAAAGGACUCGCAGACGUGUUUAUCAAUUUGAAGACCAUGGAAAGAGGCACCAUCAUCGUCACAGGAGGAGUAGAAAGUCUCGUUCUGAUAAUGCACUUCAUUUGGUUGCAGAAAGAAAACCCUCCCAAAAGGAAAGAUUUAAUUUUUAUUCUCCCCAGGAUUAUGGCAAGUUUAUACAAAAUAAAAGUCCUCAUGCAAUUCGGGCAUACACCCCAAACUCAUACAGUCAAUAUACUCAUAUUGCCUCUAAUUAUGCAAUGGAGAAUCAAAGAGAUCAGUUUUUUGGAUUCUUUGGUGAGGAGGAAGACUCUUGGUGUUCAUCUUCAUCAUCAUCUGAUUCUGAAGAGGAAGGAUACUUCUUAGGCCAGCCAAUUCCACAGCCCAGAUCAGUGAGAUACCCCUACUAUACAGAUGUGCUUUCUAGUCCCACUGCUGAGCUCCCCAGUUCUCAGUUUGGACAGAGAACAAAAUCAAAAAAGAGAAAAGCACACAAAGGCAAAAACUGUAUAAUUUCUUAAGUUUUUAGAAGUAAUGGUGGACUCUGUGCCUACACUGUUUUUCAAAUCUUAAGUAGAUAAAUGGUUUAAAUAAAGCCUAUAGCAUGGACAGUUGAUCCAUGUUCUUACCAAGCCCCUGGAGUUAAUCAGCAGAAUUAAGAGGGUCAUAAGAAGUUUGAUUCUAUACAGCUGUAGCAUUUAAAAGGCCCUUCUGGCAAUUAAAGAUAAAUUGAAUAAAAUGAGAAAGAAAUGUGCACUACGAAACAAAAAAGAACAUUUUUCGUUAAGACCUCUUUUCCUACUUCAGUUGCCUAGUUAAACUCAUAUUCAUUUAGCACAGAUGUGGGUAAUGUGUUGACCUCAGAAUAUGGGCUGUACAACAGAAUACAGCACAGCAAUGCUGGACUGCACCUCCCAUAAACUUUUAACCAUUUACUAUGCUGUCUUGGACUGAUGGGAGCUGCAGUUCAGCAACUUCUGGAGGACAACAUACUACUUAGCCCUGGGUUAAUGCUACAUGUAUGAGCUGAAAGGAGACCAAAUGAUGUCUUAGUCUGGUGCACACCUCCCCCUUUCUUUUUCUUUUUUCUUGGUGUGGUUAGCAGGACCACAGUGACACUUGAUUUCAUUUUCAUUGACUCUCAAAGUGUCAUAUGCAAAUCAGGAGUAAUAUUUAACAAAACUGAAGCUUGUUAAAAACAAGCAAACGUCAAACUGACCAGAGUUUAUUGGGUGCAAACAGAGAGCCAUGAUUUAAAACUAACUGCUCACUAUCAAAACAACUUAUAUUUAAAGCUGAAUUUUAACUGUGAUCAGUAAACAGGUUUGUCUAAAUCACCUACUUAGCUAAGAAUGCGGAACUGGUAAUGUCUCUUGCCCCAGUCCUCCAAGCCUAGCAGCAGCAUUGCAUGAUGGAAGUCUGCUCAGCUGCUAACAACACAGAGAAGAAUGUUUCCAGUCUCCUCUCACCUGUGAGUAAGGCUGCAGUGAAGAAUUGCAGUAUGAAUCCUGCUUCUGAUUGUCACAUCCUCACUCACUGGCAGGAAGGGGCUGGAAACCUCCUCCUCCCAAGCCCUGAUUACCAUCUGAACAGAUUUCCAUGUCUCAAUACGGCUGCUGUCUGGUAAGGUAGGCUGGGAGGUAUUUACAACUGUGGCAAUAAUGGCACUCAAUAUAAAGCAUAUUCAAAGGCAUCAGUUACAGAUCUGUUACCACAAUACUGGAUGCUAACCAUUAUUGCCACACAAAACCUUAAACCAAACUUUGAAACUAAAAUCUACUGCAAUCCCCUUCUCAAGAUCUCAUUUUGGGAGACAUGUGGGAUAUAAAUCCAAUAAAUAAAAUAAAGACUAGGACACCUUUCUGUGUGUGGAUAUAGUACUAAUGCAGGUGUGGACAACCUGUGACAUUCUGUGCUUGCCAGACUUAAAAAAUAUUCAGAGGGAUGCUGGUUAGUCCUCCACCAAAUUUGGUUUAGUAUUAUGAACAAACAUAGCCAGUAUCUCAUUUAUACUAUGAAUCCCUGUUUAUCCUAUUAUCUGUACUAAUAUAGCCAAACAACUUUGAUGAUGAACAAGAUGCUCUCAUUCUGCAGAAAAUAACUAAAGUGUUUAAAAGCCUAUCAAACUGACUGUCCUGUUUAAUUUUUAUCUGAGUGGACUUCACUCAGGUUUACUGCUCUUAAGCAACUAUUCACUGUGUUGUAAGCCAAAGCCCCCAUUUAUGAAGCUAAUUGUAUUGUUAGCAAGUAUGCUUACUGUUGUAAAAUUCUGACUGUCCGAAACAUUAUCCCAACUCUCAAAUGUAGUAUAUGAACAGCAGUUAGAAACAACUGAUAUUUAUAAUGUAGUUUUUCAUAGCUGAAACUAUGUUCAUAACACUGCAAAUAAUGUACAUAUUGUAAAGUUAAAAUUUAAGACUAUUUUUAUAUCCCUGAAUUGCAAGACAUGUUUAAAAUACAAAGAGUAGUUUUAUUCGAAGGUUUAACAUCAGACUGAGUCAGACAGGGGUUUGUUAAAUGUUCAUACAUUUAUAGUAGUGACAUGUUUAAUUUCUGACAGUAAAGCUCUGUUCGCAUGGUGGAGCUAUGUAAAUACUGUUUAAGCUAUGGUUCUUAAUAUUAAAGGAAUUAUUUAUGGGUCAAGAAAAUAAAUUGUGUAGGUAGUGCACGCACACAUCCUGGUACAUACAAAUCUACUAAAACACAGUUUGGAAUUACAUGCAACAGAGUACUGAAUAGUCAUUAUCUAGUUUGAAAAAAAAAGUCCUUUGUGAGGAGUUGGCACCAACAGCAUAAUAUGGAAAGUUAUAUAAGUAGCAGAAACCUAAAGAUGAUUGAACCACCAUGGAACUUUGCUUCUGCCUCAGCUUAAGAAUGAAGCUGACAUUAUGCACAGGGAAAUACGACCCCAGGUUGUAAAAAGAAAACUGGUCUGUGGGGUAAUUGAAAAAAGAAGGAUGCUGCUUUCAAGUCUCCUUUCUAUAGCAGGCCAAAUGCGGCUGCACCGUUCAUUCUGUAAAAGCAUUACAAUAGGGCCUGAUCUGUUUCCAGUCCCUUGUCUAGAACAAAACUUAAGUUGAUCAGUUUUGUUUAGCCUAGCCAGCAGAACCCCAAGAUCUCUCCAGAUUACGUAGCACCAGUGCCAAAUUCAUCAGGAAUGUAAAGUUAAGAUCAUGUUCCUCCUGCUUAUACAACCCAUUUUAUCAUUUCUCAAGUUAUCUAUUUGGGAUAAAUCUUUUCAGAGCUCCUCGUAGUCUUAAUGAUAUUCCUUAUCCUGCCUGACCCCAAUAUCUUCCAGGGGUACAUUACCAGACUUACUUUGGAAAUGUUAAGCCGUGAAUAAGGCUGAACCCUACUGAAACGAAUGACUUCUAGUGGAAGUUGUCCAUAGAGUUAUGUUGGAGGACCUAGAGGUUCCUAGUGAGAACACCCCUCUAGCCACUUCUAGGUCCUCAGAGCAACUAUAUGACUUUUAGGACAUUUAGAGAACAUUUAGGUUGGGUGGGUAAGUGAAAUCACAGGUACCAGUCCACUGUCAUUUAAUGUGAUUCCCAAAUGUGAGUGACAAGGACAUAUCUUACAAGCAUGGCAGUUUUUCCAGGAACAAGUCUCAUGGUUGUUUUGCACGAGAUGCAUAUGCUUAGAACACUGAAACUAGAGCGCUUAAAGUGCCACAUCAUAAUUUUGCAAUGAAAAUUUAGAAUAGGUCAGUAUCAUUAUAUUACCAAUGGACACAAUAUCAUUUGUACAAUGUCAAAUAUACCACUUGUACCUGCUUAAAAUACUGUAGUUGUC